Messenger RNA from Papaver somniferum (opium poppy), 2251 nucleotides. RefSeq names its product L-ascorbate oxidase homolog. The coding region runs from base 342 to 1970 and encodes 542 amino acids. The record is from RefSeq and is a predicted model, not a curated record. Lineage: Eukaryota; Viridiplantae; Streptophyta; Magnoliopsida; Ranunculales; Papaveraceae. Gene Ontology annotation, molecular function: copper ion binding; oxidoreductase activity. The transcript is spliced from 8 exons.
CGUCUUUCCAUCUACAAAAGCAGCGAACAAAUGUAGAGAGGUUAAAGAAAGAAAUCUAAAACCCCUUUCACUCAUUGGUUUUCUCUCUCACAGCUUCAAUCACAGAAAGACAUACAAAACCCAGAGCCAUAUAUACCUUUGGAGAGAGAGAAUAACCAGAGUUUUUCUUAGAUAACCUUGCAAUGGUGCCAUAGAAUCUGCAUUUCUCCAUAGAUCUUGUUCAAACAAAGGCUGUUUUUGAGAAACUCAUUUCUUUUGAUAUCAUACCUCAAUAAAUUUACAGAGAGAUAAACAAAGGCUGUUAUUCAAAAGCUCAUUUCUUUGAUUCCGAGAGAAAGAAAAUGAAAGAUAAUAACAGGGUACUCUGUUCUAUCAUUUUCUUGUUCUUGAGUGUUAUUUCUUCAAUUAAUGCCGAAGAUCCUUACAGAUUCUUUGACUGGGUUGUUACUUAUGGUGAUAUUUACCCUCUCGGCGUUAAACAACAGGGGAUCUUGAUAAACGGGCAGUUUCCUGGUCCUCAGAUCGACUGUGUAACUAAUGAUAACUUGAUUAUCAAUGUCCUUAACAACUUAACUGAACCUUUCCUCCUCUCUUGGAAUGGAUUACAACAGAGAAGGAAUUCAUGGCAAGAUGGAAUGCCAGGAACAAAUUGUCCAAUUCCUCCUGGUCAGAAUUUCACAUACAUUCUUCAAGUCAAGGAUCAAAUUGGUAGUUUCUUUUACUUCCCAUCAACUGGUUUCCAUAAAGCUGCUGGUGGGUUUGGUGGUAUCACUAUUGCAAGUAGACCUAGAAUUCCAGUUCCUUUCCCACCUCCAGCUGGUGAUUUCUUUAUUCUGGCUGGUGACUGGUACAAAUCAAGCCACACUGAUUUGAAAGCAACUUUAGAUGGUGGAAGUAAUCUUCCUUUACCUGAUGGACUUCUCAUCAAUGGCCGUGGAUCAAAUGGACAUACUUUCACUGUGGAACAAGGUAAGACAUAUAGGUUCAGAAUAUCAAAUGUGGGGUUGGCAUCAUCAAUUAAUUUUAGAAUCCAAGGACAUAAGAUGAAAUUGGUUGAAAUCGAAGGUUCCCACACACUUCAGAACACUUACUCUUCCCUAGAUGUCCAUUUGGGUCAGUCCUAUUCCGUCUUGGUAACCAUGGAUCAGCCACCAAAUGAUUACUACAUUGUAGCCUCAUCACGAUUCACCACUCCAGUGCUUAUGGCUACGUCCACUCUACAUUACAGUAAUUCAGGUGGAAAAGUUUCUGGUCCUCCUCCAGGUGGUCCAACCAUUCAAAUUGAUUGGUCUCUUAACCAGGCCAGAUCUAUCAGGUGGAAUCUAACAGCUAGUGCAGCCAGACCCAAUCCACAAGGCUCUUACCAUUAUGGAUUGAUCAACACCACCCGCACAAUUAGGCUUGCAAACUCUGCUCCAAUAAUCAAUGGCAAGCAGAGGUUUGCUGUGAAUAGUGUAUCCUUCAUCCCUGGGGACACGCCAUUGAAACUCGCCGAUUACUUUAAUCUUGGAGGUGUCAACCCUGGAAGCAUUCCUGACAAUCCCACUGGUGGCGGUGGUUACCUCCAAACUUCAGUAAUGGGUGCUGAUUUUCGGGCCUUUGUAGAGAUUAUUUUUGAGAACCCAGAAGACACUGUCCAGUCGUGGCAUGUUGAUGGAUAUAAUUUCUUCGUUGUCGGAAUGGACGGCGGGCAAUGGACUCCUGCGAGUAGAUUGAAUUACAACUUGAGGGACACAGCUUCCCGUUGCACCGUUCAGGUAUAUCCCAAGUCAUGGACUGCACUUUACAUGGGUCUGGAUAAUGUUGGAAUGUGGAACAUAAGGUCUGAGAACUGGGCUCGGCAAUACUUGGGUCAGCAAUUCUAUCUUCGUGUUUUCUCCCCAGCAAGAUCAUGGAGAGAUGAAUACCCCAUUCCAAAGAACGCCCUUCUCUGUGGUCGUGCCUCAGGUCGUAAAACUAGGCCUCUUUGAUUCCAUUUAGAAGAUUUGAUUCUGUCACGAAAGGGUGACGCUUCUUCGGAUUUGUAUCAAGAGAGAUGUUCUUUGUAGAACAGAGAGACUACCUAUUGCUGCUCAGCUGGUGAUAUUGCUUAACUCAAGCAUGUAUUAGGUUCAUUUUUUUUACUCCCCUGUUUGCAUCACUCUAUUUCUUCAUAUUAUAGGCAAUUUAUCCAUGGUGUUGUAAUCACAAUUGGAACGAAAUAGAAGUAUAAUUUAAAUGAGGAAAAAUUCAACCGAUUUUUCAGAUCUUA